Messenger RNA from Wallemia mellicola CBS 633.66, 1159 nucleotides. RefSeq lists its product as hypothetical. The record is from RefSeq and is a predicted model, not a curated record. Bases 18 to 713 code for a protein of 231 amino acids. The transcript has 2 exons. Lineage: Eukaryota; Fungi; Basidiomycota; Wallemiomycetes; Wallemiales; Wallemiaceae. Gene Ontology annotation, molecular function: transmembrane monodehydroascorbate reductase activity.
GCGAAAGUGUUAACAAAAUGUCAGACGCUAACGCACCCUUGCUUAAUAGCAGAGAAAGUACUGCAGAAUCACCCAACAGUGUCUCAAUUGAUAACGUAGCCCUAAUCGUAGCCCUUCUCUCUGCACUCUCUUUAGUAGCAACUCCAGCUAUAUUUAUAUUAAAUUCAGGCGGUUACGGCAACCUUGGUCCGUUCGUGUUUCAUCCACUCUUUCAAACGUUUGGAUUAACCGUUCUUGUUAUUGCAGUUUUGACUUUACAGCCCGCGACAGCUGGUACACGCAAAGUUAGAAGUUUCGAGAGACACAGGAAACUCAUUGGCUACCUAGCUUUACCUGCUUUUCUAGUUGGAUCAUCCGCCAUGUUUUACAACAAACAUUUACACGGUGCUUUACACUUCACCACCUGGCAUUCGACCGCUGGUUUAUCAGUCGGCGUGCUCCUCACGAUUCAAUCACUCGUCGGCUUGGGUUUCACAAUGCCUUCAAAAGAGAAGCCACUGCUGCCUAAGACACUCUACAAGUACCAUAGAUUAUCAGGAUACUUUAUACUUUUGCCUCUUCUUCUACUCACUGUGGCACUAGGCGGUGGGCAUUCCACAUGGGCAACCACACAAGCAUCUUUGACAAUAAGAGUCUUAUUUGUCGACCUUCCAGCACUCCUUAUAGUCCUCUCUCUCUGGGCUCGUCUCCGAAAGCAGAAGUUGGGCUUAUAAAUUAAAUCUAUGUAUUAAUAAUAUAUUUUCCGUUUCAUUGAUUGAUACGAGCGAAGAAUCCUGCUUCUCCUCCACCAACAAGAACAUCGUGUGCCCAUUUCGUUGUUUCGAACCAACUCUUAGACGCCUUCUCAUCAGUCUUAUUGAGGAGCUCAACAAUAUGCAGCAUUGAGAGUAUUGCUGAGUCAGGUUGUAAGCGAGGUAAUUGUUUAAAUUUGCGAGUAUUGCUAGCAUCGUUGUGUGUCUCAGCAAGGAUCGCUCCCAAAGCUGAAAGCGAGAGAAGUUCCUGGAUAGCCUUUUCAGCAUCACGUCUAGCUAUAAGUUGUGCAAGUGUACGUCUAAUCAAUGCUAAUUCCGGUUUGAGUUCAAAUGGACGCUUGUCUGAGAAAGUGUUUUCAACACUGACGACAAACUCCUCGAGUUCCUCCAAAAGCUGGUCCAAUUCU